AUGUUGUAUACGGCAUUUCAUCGAAUGAAAAAAAAUCAAGGUGGUCUUAUUUCGUUCAACAAUUUUUUGUCGACAAGUACAUCAAAAGAAGUUGCACUAUGUUUUGCUCAAAAUGCUCUAAAGAAAUCGGAAAAAGUGGCUAUUCUAUUUGAAAUGACUAUUGAUCCAUCGAUAUCAUCAGUACCAUUUACAUCACUUGAUAAACUCAGCUAUUUUCAAGAGAAAGAAAAAGAAAUACUCUUUUCAAUGCACACUGUCUUUCGUAUCGGUGAAAUAAAACCAUUGGAUGAUAAUAAUGACAAUUCACGAUUUUGGCAUGUUUAUUUAACAUAG
Molecule: messenger RNA, 333 nt
Organism: Rotaria sp. Silwood1
Lineage: Eukaryota; Metazoa; Rotifera; Eurotatoria; Philodinida; Philodinidae
Source: the annotation of a GenBank genome assembly